Molecule: messenger RNA, 7515 nt
Organism: Clupea harengus (Atlantic herring)
Lineage: Eukaryota; Metazoa; Chordata; Actinopteri; Clupeiformes; Clupeidae
Gene: znf804a
Product: zinc finger protein 804A
Cellular component (GO): nucleus
Source: RefSeq, a predicted model, not a curated record
AGUGGGGGCUGACUCAGAGGAUCUGGAGAGGCAGUGCGUGUGACAGAUGCAAUUCUCUCUCCCUCAGCCCUCGCCAUCACACACACACACACGCAAACACACACACACACGCGCGCUCGCGGGAGACUCGCAGCCAUUGGCUCCACGCACUGGACCGGCGAACGCGCAGCAACUCUAUAACAGCCAUGCCUGCCUCUGCCUCGGCCGCCGCCACCGCCGCGUCAUCUAGCAGCCCAGCGCACGGACCUGCUCAGCACUCCGGCAGAGAGCGCCGGAACGCCAGUGCCACUCGCACACCGCGCCACAGCGCAGCGGCAGCGUGAAGCACCAGCGAUCGGGAGCAGAGGGGAGGAGAGAAAGGAAAGCGAGAGAGAGUAGCGGCCAACUGAGGAGGCUGGCCAGAAGAAUAGAAGAAGAGAGCGCAGAGGAGAAGAGAGUGCAGAGAAGAGAGUGCAGGGCUCUGCUGCUGCCAGAAGCAGUGAAGGAGGAUAUCGCGCUGUUGGAAGCAAAGUGGAAGAGGGGGGGAAAAUAACACAAAGAAAACCCUUCCUCUUUAAAACAACAAGAAAGCUGCAAGUGGCUCAGAGACACUGUGUGAGUGAGAGUGUGUGUGUAUAUGUGUGUGUGCGUUUCUGUGCUUCAGAGCUUGUGAGCAUUGCUCCACACUGCUUGAGGAGUCUCCUUCCUCAGUGAGAUGAGGGAGCUCUCUUUCCCCCUUCUCUUGACUGGGGAAGUGAGCCGGUGCCUUUGAUCUGAACACCAGACAGAAGUAGGAGAAGCAGAGGAAGAAGAAAGUAGAGAGGAGAAGGAGUAAAGCUGUGGACUUCUCUCACUCUCACUCUGUGUGAGAGAGAGUGCGUGCUUGUUUUUUCUCUCUCUCUCUGGCUUUUGUGUCAGACCGGGACUGUUUACUUCGUGGCCCCCCUGUCAGCACGUUGUGCAUGGACGCCGCUGGAGCCUCAUGGCGUGUUACUACAUCGUCAUCAGCUCCACGCACCUCAGCAACGGCCACUUUCGGAACAUCAAGGGAGUUUUCCGAGGGCCCCUCAGCAAGAACGGCAACAAGAACUUGGAUUAUGCCGAGAAAGAGAAGACCCUGGCCAAGGCCCUGGAGGACCUGAAAGCCAACUUCUACUGUGAGCUGUGCGACAAGCAGUAUUACAAGCACCAGGAGUUUGACAACCAUAUCAACUCAUACGACCACGCUCACAAACAGAGACUCAAGGAGCUGAAACAGAGGGAGUUCGCUCGCAAUGUGGCCUCCAAAUCCAGGAAGGACGAGCGGAAGCAGGAGCGGGCUCUGCGCCGCCUGCACGAGCUGGCAGAGCAGCGGCGGGAGGUUCACUGUGCCCCAGGGAGCGGCCCCAAGUUUAAAUCCACCACAGUGGCGGUGGAGGCAGGUCUGAGGGACCCCUGCGGUGAUGGAUCCCCCGAGGAGGUGCAGGGACUUGCUGCGCUGGAGGCAGGGAGCCAGACAUACAACAGCAGCAGCAGCAGCAGCAACACUUCAGGCCUGGCAGCCAGCAGCAACCAUGGCAAGCAGCUGCCAUGGCCUCACACAGGCAAGCAGAAGAAGCCACCAGGCAGCCGGCGCAAGAUCGCCUUCUCCUUCUCCUUCCCGAAGAGGGCCUCUCUAAAGCUGGAGUCGUCAGCGGCAGUUUUCUGCGAGGGCACGGAGGAGGGAUCGAUGGAGCGGAUCCGCAGACAAAGGCUCCGGGCGCCCCUCGUCGAGCUCGACCUACCCGGAUCCCUCGGGGACACGGCAGCCGGCAAGGCGCUAAAUUGCGACGAGACGAUUUACUGCAUUGGCACACAGCAGGCCCGGUUUGCUCCGAAGAGCGGCAGCGUGGAGAGCGAGGGGUCAUCUGAUACGCUAGCGGGCCAAGACAACCCCAGAUCCACUUCUGAUUUGUGCGCUCUGCUGGUGUAUUCGGAGGACGUGGCCAGCAGCCCUUCCAUUUCCCAGAUAGCCGGCUCCCCUUUCGCUCUCAACAGCGUGGACAUCGCGCUGGACUCAGAGGACUCCGUGAAUGAGAGCCUCAAAAGCUGCAAUGCUAAUGGGGGAGAGGAACUCAAAGAGCAACCCGCCACCGAGGAACCCGUGUCGGAGGACAGCAGCCCUUUGAGUCAGAACUCCUCGGACAUGUGCAGUGAGGCUGACUCCUCGCACACAGGUCACAUAACAGAAGAGAGCCAGCCUCUAAAGACCCCUUUCACAAAGCCAAGUCAGCCUUUUUUCUCCGUGCGGAGCAGAGACGGUAAUACCAUUUUCCAGUGGCCGUCGGAGAUGCUAACCUUCACAAAAACUGCCCCGCCCUUGUCGUACAGUUGCAACCCGCUCCAUUUUGAUUUCAAGGGGUCACACAAUCGAGCACCCAGUGACCCAAGGCAGGAUGCCGAGACCAAGAUAGAUGAGGAGUCCUCCAUCAGCUCGGCCUCGGUAAGCCCUGGGAAAUCCAUAAGUGCAGACAAGCAUGUUGAAGAGGGCACGUUCAGUCUGGACCACAGUCCCACUGGAGACGGCGACACGAAAUCAAGGAAGUGCCAUCAGCACAGCAGUGACACAGAGAGCUGCCUCGGACUAAAAAUACACGAAACAUGCAAGCACUCGAAAGAACGAUCUCACAGCCAAAAGCGAAUGGAGGAAAAACUGCGGGUCAGGGACAGACGGCAUUACCGAAGUCACAACAGAAAGAAGAGGCGAAGAAGGAGGAGGAAGAGGAGGGUGCGUCACCACAAGGCCGAAGGGGCCAGCGAAAGUGAUGCCGAGAAGUGCAGGAGAUUCCAGAGGCACGUAGAGUGUUGGGAGGAAGCGCCUGAUAGCCAAUUUCGAGCCAGCACUUCAGCGCAAGUGCAGCAGCCAUUAGAGAAGUCAAAGCAAUCAGCUCCGAAUCAGGCCGAGGACAGCUGCAGCGGGGCUCCUGCAGCCGAGAGGCUGCGAGCCAGGAGGCAGGAAGCAAUGGGGGGCAUAAACGGCCCAGCGGGUGUCCUGACUCUCUCUGAUAAGGGCCGGGAGGACGGCAAAAAGGUGGCGGCAGGAGGCGGUAUGAGCAGCCCUGGCUUUCCAUCUGCCCGCCUGACAUGCUUGAUGGGGUGUGGGUUGUGUCGACUCGACAUGCCCCAGCCCCAGAUCUCCGGCUUCAAAAGUCAUGACGAGCUGCCUCUUCACACUGGAGACGGCAGCAUCAAAGCCCUGCGGCAGAACCAGCGACUGAAGAGGAAGCGCAGUGCCUCUCUGAAUGACGUGGAUGCCGUGUGCUCGGAUCAGGUGACGUGCGCCCGUCUCCGAGCGCCGGGCAGACAGCUGAAUGAGCGGGGGCAUCAGAGCUCGUCUGGCGAGGAGUCUGCAUGUUGCGAACACGGAAGAUGCCGGAAGAGAAGAAAAAUUGUCUGCGACGUGAAUCAGUCUCCUGACCCUGCUUGUAAGGUGCCCGUUGUUAAAAGCCAUGUUCUGACUGACCAAAGCAUGAGCGAUGUGGACCCAAGCGUGAAAAGCCCGGUUCUAAAAGGAGUGUGUGACGGCGGCAGCAUUGGCUCAGACAAAAGCUCAUGUACUAUUGAUGAUCAAAAGAGCCCUGUCGCUGACGCUCAGGCCGAGAGCUCCAUUAUCCCUGACCCAGGUCAGCUUGUGGCAGAUAGCGACCGGCAGAUGGGGAGCCCAUCUCGCCCUCAAAUCAAUGAGCAGCACGGUCCUGACAACCCCCCUCCCUCCCAGUCAGCGGAGCGGAGAGAUCCGAGUUCCACGGAAGCCACGGGAGACACAAGCGACAGCGGUGACACUCUCACCGCCAUAUCUCGACACGCCGACUCGGUGGCGGAAGAUCACUCUAACAAGCCGGCGGCUGCGGCGGCCCAGGUCUGUUUGGCGAGCAGGAGAGAGAGGGGGAGAGAGACAAUGCUGGCGAGGUUUGAAAAGGCCGGCCUGGACAAAUCGUGUCAGCACAGCAGCCCUACAGCUCAGCCCCCGAGGUUUCUCCUGUCUGUCGGAAGGACCGAGGAGGAGAAGGCUGGCAGAGAGAGCUACCGGACCACCAGCAGCUGCAGCAGUCCUUUCAGCGGUCCUCCUCCUCCUCCUCCCCCUCCUCAGCUGUCAUGCUUCCAGCACCCGUCCGACAGUAUGGAGAGGCACUGCCUCCUGCAGAUCCAAACGAACAGACAGGUGCUCCAUCACCACCACCACCACCAGCAGCAGCAGCACCAUCACCACCACCACCACCAGCACCAGCAGCAGCAGCACCACCACCACCAUCAGCAGCAGGUGUUUCAGGCGACCAAGCUUAAGGCUCUGCUGCCUCAGCCCCAGCCGCUCCCGGUGUCUUCGCCUGUCCACCUACACCGGGUCCACCUGCCCUCACCUGUGCCCUCCGGCUCCAUCACCAUCCGCCACACCAUCCUUCAGCACCACCACCACCACGCCACCUUCCUGCCCGCAGCCCCACAUCACCACCACCACCAGCCCCCUCCUCCUCUGCCUCCCCCUCCUCCUCCGCCGCCUCCACAGCUCUUCCCGCAGGUCUUACCAGUGACUCGCCUGUCCCUAGGAGCUGAGAUGUGCCCGCCCGGCGCUCCGGCUUUCAUGACUCCGUCCCAGGUGUCUGUGGUGGCCCCACCUAACUGCCACCCAAUGACUGUUACCUUCCACACCAUUCCCCGGCCAGCCAUGUUUCCUCAAAUGCUACCCCCACACCCAACAGUCAUCCCUCUUCAGCCUCUCUUCUGACACUGUACUCACCUGUGUGAUCAGAUUCAUUGUGUUAGUAGGAAGAGUCACAGAGCUCAGUGCUCUGCCCGUAAAAAGCUAAGAUGUUAGCAUAGCUACUAUAGCUGCAUAGGAUAUGCAGAGAGUAUUCGACAGUAAGUAGUUUGUCAGUGCUUUAAGGUUAGAGAAGGAGAAAUUUGUGUUUGUGUAACAUGCACCUAACCUUUCUGGCUUCUGUUUAAAAAGGAGAACUGGAGCAAUGUUUUAUUCAACAACACGACUGUUAAUUAGGAUUGAGACCUGUUUUAGAAACAAUUCAUUCUGUGUUAACUGAGGAUAAGUCACAUUUAGGUCACAUUUGAAUACCGGCACUACGGUUAAAAACUCUAAACAAAAUAUAAUUAUGUUGCAAGUUAAUUGGUGAUCUCAAUGUAAGCACAGUGGUCGGUCCUGAUUCAACCCCAAAUAUUUUAAGCAGAUGGCCCAGUUUCCAAAGUAAAGGGGAAAAAAUUGUCAUAAUACACACAGUGAGUUAUAAAGUCUAGACUUUAUGUGCCAAAGUGUAUCACACAUGUAUCUCCACAUAAUCAUUCUCCUGCAAGUACUAGCUGGACAAUGCUAUUAAAAGACUGUGUAUUACAGUGUAUGUAGGGAUGUAAUUUCCAAUUACCAGUAGUGAGCCAAUUCCAUCCUUGAGAGGGUGAAUUAGAGGACUGCUCGCCUGUAAGCUUUUAGAUGGUCAUUUAAGACACAGCACUGAGUGAGCCAGAACAGAGUGUUUUUGCCACAGCUACACAGCACAACGCAAAUGAUGGAGAGUUUGCUUAUUCCUAGUCAGUAUGAGUGGGUGUCUCCGUGUGUUGGUUUGUGUAGCCUUGUCGGAGGUUGGUUCUGAUUGGCACCGUUCCUGCCGUGGCAGAACUAAUACCUAUGAGAGGUGGGUGGCAUGACAACCAUUAACAAAAGCGGGGUCUACCACAGUGUUUUCAAACCAUAGUGUCCCUGCAGGUCAAGUCAAAUGAUGUUUAUUGUAAUGUAAGAUGUGAUGAAGUAAGGAAAAGGAGUGAAGAUGAAGGAAAACAAUACCUGAUAUGGUUAGAUAAAAUAUGUAACAUAGUUAGCAUGUCCUCUGUAUGGACCAGCAGUACUUUAGCAGAGUAAAUAUGGAUUUCAGUUAACUACCUUUGCUGGCUAGUGUUAUUCAAAGUGGAAUCUCUGCGCCAACACCACAGGUUAGGUAAGAACAUCAAAGUUACAUGAGUUUCACAACAUCCUCUGUUCCUCACGAUUUAGUUUCUGUAAUAAUGUAUUGUGCGCUGCAUAUUUCCACUGGUAGUUCUGUCAUGUAAGCAAUUGAACAACGUUGUGUUUAAUGGGGAAGAGUUGUUAGGUCAGCAUAAUUUUGACGCCUCGUGAAGUGGGCAAACAGGAAAGCUAAUGCUAGGUACUUUGUUCUCAGCUUACAAAGACUCAAAGGUGUGCCAUAACUCAAAAUGUAAUGCCUGUUACAGUAUGUGCUGAGUGAACAGUUUCCUUAAGUGUUCAUUUAUUUUACUUUUGUUAAUUGAUAGAGGGUGGUGUUGUUAUUGGGCAUAAUGAAAUAUAUAUACUCAAUAUAUUUUGGUCCCCUGCUUGUUUUUCUCAUAUAGGCCUUUAAUCUUAUAGAAUACUCCUGACAUUAUAAGCUUUAAGGUUGUAAAUGCAAUACACAUGAAAUUAAAUUUGUUCCUGAAGCACAAAAUACUUUAAAGUGCUAUUUUGAAAGUGAAUGUUUACACAUACCAUUCCAGUCACAUAAAGGGUUGUAGCAUCAACAUAAUGGAUCAAUUGAAGCGUUUUUCAGAGUUAAUUUGAAAGAUCACAGUACAUUCUCUCGUCUAUCGGUGCAUUCGUCUGUGCAUUCACUAGAAGCUGUGGUCUUUUGAAAUGAUUGUCAAAUUCCCAAAUGAACUGCUGUUUUUUGCUGAGAGACAAGAGCCAAUAAGUCCAUCUUUUAGUUUCUUCUUUCCCCUUCCAAGUGCUAGCUCAUUAGAUGUCAGUAGGUGAGACACCAGGCUCAAAUAUAGCAUGUGGCAGCAUCCAGACCACCUCAAGACAGUAUAAGUGUCAAAUGCUCAGCUAAGGGGCAGGUGCCAAUUAUUUCAUGUCAAAUAUAACCACAAUAAGAAAUAAAAUAAUCCUUACUCUUGCUCCUUGCUUGCAUCAGACAACCAAUAAAUUCCAUUGUCCAACCAAGUAAUAGUUUUCUAGCUAAAUCUGUAAGUCUCUAAACUAGGCGGACUGAGAGUAUACAGACUACAGCUGAUUAUCUUUGUUCUGUUCGGAAAAAAAAGGGCAACUGUUUGACAAAGGAGCAGCUGUGUGGGGAAAACCUGUUGGUUUGAUAUUGCAACAGUAACUUAUUGACACUGGAGCUCCUGUACAGGUGACUGGGUUUGUUGGUGUCUUGCAAGAAAGAGUCUUUCUAUAACAUGCAGUAUGAGUGACAUAAAAAAUGGAAAGUAAGCAUUUAAAUUUGUCUUCUUCAUAAAUCUGCACCUCUAGUCCAAAUCGGCAUUACAUUGUGUGAAUGCACAAUUUUAAUGUAUUUUCUCUCGUACAUUCAAUUUGCUCUCAAGACCUGUACAUGGUGUAAAUUAGCAAUGUUUAUAAUUAAUGUAAGAUUUAAUGUAUAUGUAAAUAUGUUCCUGUUUUUAUUGUGCAAUGUACCCUAUAUGUAUGAAUUAUUUAGAUAAGACAAAGCAACUAUGUUUUUUACGCCAAUUUGCCAACCGAAUGAUGUUAAAGUGAUAUCUAAUAAAAUAGACAUAAGAGAA